This is a messenger RNA of Peromyscus californicus insignis, 4470 nucleotides long. RefSeq names its product galanin receptor 2 (gene Galr2). Gene Ontology annotation, molecular function: galanin receptor activity. Gene Ontology annotation, cellular component: membrane. NCBI's taxonomy places the organism in Eukaryota, Metazoa, Chordata, Mammalia, Rodentia, Cricetidae. The record is from RefSeq and is a predicted model, not a curated record. Gene Ontology annotation, biological process: neuropeptide signaling pathway; adenylate cyclase-modulating G protein-coupled receptor signaling pathway; negative regulation of adenylate cyclase activity.
UAUUAUGUAUACAUUGUUCUGCCUGCAGGCCAGAAGAGGGCGCCAGAUCCCACCACAGAUGGUUGGGAGCCACCACGUGGUUGCUGGGAAUUGAACUCUUAACCACUGAGCCAUCUCUCCAGCCCUGCAGGUGUCAUUUUUAAGAGGAGAAAAAAGGGAGGUCUGUAUUAGAAUGGGCUGGGAUUCGGUGGUAAAGGAGAUAGAGGACGGGAGAAGGGGAAGGGGACAAGGGAAAGGGGGCAGGGGUAUUUUCCUGGGGGAACAAAGGACUGCCUCUGGAUAGAAGACAGAUGUGACGCAUAGGCAAAUGGCAGUUUAUAAAUGUAAAAUGUGCCCGGUGGUGAUGGCGCACGCCUUUAAUCCCAGCACUUGGGAGGCAGAGCCAGGUGGAUCUCUGUGAGUUCGAGGCCAGCCUGGUCUACAGAGAUAGUUUCAGGGCAGCCAGGACUGUUUCACAGAGAAACCCUGUCUCAAAAACCCUAUAAAUAAAUAGAUAGAUAGAUAGAUAGAUAGAUAGAUAGAUAGAUAGAUAGAUAGAUAAAUAGAGGUGAAGCAGGAAACCUAUUAUUAGGAUGAGGUGCUUAAUUUUAACUGGGCGUGUUAAUUAGGUGAGCCAAGGGGCGGGUUGUUUGUUUGUUUGCUUGCUUGCUUUUGUUUUGUGGAGUUUUUUUUUUUGUUUUUUUUCCGAGCCAGGGUUUCUCCGUGUAGUUUUGGUGCCUGUCCUGGAUCUCGCUCCAUAGACCAAGCUGACCUCAAACUCACAGAGAUCCGCCUGGCUCUGCCUCCCAAGUGCUGGGAUUAAAGGCAUGCGCCGCCGCCGCCGCCGCCGCCGCCGCCACCCGGCCCAAAGAACAUUUUUGAUUGCUGGAUUUCAAUACUUUGAUAGCUAGACUUUGGUAGUCAGCCUCAGGAGAAGGAGGUGGCCAAAUAAGGGAAUAGACCGUGGGGGCUAGCUUUAGGAAUGUAAUCUAACGGCUUCCAGUGGGCCAGUGUCCCGUCAACAGUAGUGUGUGUUCAGUGAACUGCGUUAAAAUGGAGGGAAACAUUUGGUGGAUGAAAUAAAAGAAGUGAGAUGAAAAUAUCCAUUCUGGCCAGACUGGUUGGUAUAUGGCUGUAAUUCCAGCACUACAGAGACUGAGGCAGAAGGGAUGUGCGUUCAAGUCCAACUUGGGCUGCACAGAGGCACCCAGUCUCAAAACAAACAACAAAAAACCCUCCUUUCCUCCAGGGUUACCCUCUAGAGUUCCUGUGUCAGGAUGAAGUGCUCCAAGGAAUUAGAAUUGGAAAGAGGCAGGGAAUGUAUGGCUGGCUAUUCCACUUUGCCAGUUGUGUGUGUUGGGGGCAGGCAGGGCGACCAACCAUGGUGCCUGUACUCGGUGUCAGCCCCCAUAUUCCGGGUAGUGGGGUGGAUCUCUCAAGGGUACCCUACGUCCUGCGUGCACCCCCUGGUCCCUCCACACUGCUCCUCAGUGCACCACACUGCUCCAGGGGCGGUGUGGCAUGCCUGUGAGUAAACUCAGUCUAAAGCGGGGAGAAUCCCGGACCGGAGCGCAGGAGCCAGGGGAGGAGAGCCGGGAAGUGGAGCCAGGGUCAUCCGACAGCAGCUCUCCUGGCGGCAGGCCGCAGCGAGGGGAACAGUCCUACACUCUGGGUGCUCGCUCCUCCUCCCGUCCCCUGCGCAUCCCUGCUCUCGCUCCUGGAGCUCUGCAGAGUCUCACUGGGGCGCUGCAGCGAGGGAGCUUCAGGCUCACCAAAACCGGGACCGCUGCGGAAGCCAGGGCAGGGUCCGCUUCGCUGACACCAUGAAUGGCUCGGGCAGCCUGGGGGCCGAGGACACGAGCCAGGAAGUCAGCAGCGGCGGCUGGCAGCCCGAGGCGGUCCUCGUGCCCCUGCUUUUCGCGCUCAUCUUCCUCGUGGGCACCGUGGGCAACGCGCUGGUGCUGGCUGUGCUGCUGCGCGGCGGCCAGGCGGUCAGCACCACCAACCUGUUCAUCCUCAACCUGGGCGUGGCCGACCUGUGCUUCAUCCUGUGCUGCGUGCCUUUCCAGGCCACCAUCUACACCCUGGACGGCUGGGUGUUCGGCUCGCUGCUCUGCAAGGCCGUUCAUUUCCUCAUCUUCCUCACCAUGCACGCCAGCAGCUUCACACUGGCCGCGGUCUCCCUGGACAGGUAUCUGGCCAUCCGCUACCCGCUGCACUCCCGAGAGCUGCGCACACCCCGAAACGCGCUGGCGGCCAUCGGGCUCAUCUGGGGGUUCGCACUGCUCUUCUCCGGGCCCUACUUGAGCUACUACCGUCAGUCACAGCUGGCCAACCUGACCGUGUGCCACCCAGCAUGGAGCGCGCCUCGACGCCGCGCCAUGGACCUCUGCACCUUCGUCUUCAGCUACCUGUUGCCUGUGCUCGUCCUCUGCCUGACCUACGCGCGUACCCUGCGCUACCUCUGGCGCACAGUCGACCCAGUGGCGGCAGGCUCGGGCUCCCAGCGCGCCAAACGCAAGGUGACACGCAUGAUCGUCAUCGUCGCCGCGCUCUUCUGCCUAUGUUGGAUGCCCCACCACGCGCUUAUCCUCUGCGUGUGGUUUGGUCGCUUCCCGCUCACGCGCGCCACUUACGCGCUGCGCAUCCUUUCACACCUAGUUUCUUAUGCCAACUCGUGUGUCAACCCCAUCGUUUACGCGCUGGUCUCUAAGCAUUUCCGCAAGGGUUUCCGCAAAAUCUGCGCAGGCCUGCUGUGCCGCGCCCCGAGGCGAGCCUCAGGCCGGGUGUGCGUUGUGGCGUCUGGCAACCAUAGUGGCAGUGUGCUUGAACGCGAGUCCACAGACCUGACACAUGUGAGCGAGGCAGCAGCGGGGCCUCGUCCAGCACCCGGACUUCCCAACUGCACAGCCUCGAGUAGAGCCCUCAGUCCUGUCGGUUAAAGGAUCAAAGGGCAUCUAAGGACAUUUUCACAGUGUGGCCUGAGGACACCUGUGGGUUGCAGCCAAAGACUAAUUGUAGGGAAAUGCUUCUCUGAUAUUAAACUGCACAGAUUGCUGGUCAUGUGACAUAAACCUUCAAUCCCAGCACUUGGGUAGUUGAAGGAACAGGAGCAAAGCCAGCCUGGAGUUUGAGCCCCCCUUGAACUACACGAGAUGCAGUCUGAACAAUAAUAAAAUUCUUAAAAGAUUCAAACCAUUUCAUAUGCUGUGAUGCACGUGGGAUUUUGACAUGAAGCCCCAAGCCUGGGGUAAAAAGCCUUUGGAACUUUACAGGGUGUGGGAGGCUUCUCAUAGUGGGGUGCAGGGCGCUUAGCUUAGAUACUAGAAAAUUAAAGUCCCUAACUGAAGCUAGGGAUCCAGUGAUGCCUACCGUGUGCCCCCUACUUCCAGGUGCUAGUUGUCCAUACCUAAGUUAUCAGCCAACUCACGUGACCAAGACAAGCAACACAUUUGAGUUGACGCUGACUGAUGGACAAACAUCAUGUGUUUGUGUUUCCAGUUUGUUCAUGCACAAUUGCACUCUGAGUCUGGGCAUCCUGACCAGUGAGUGCUUCACACUUGGCCCUGCAUUCGCUUUGCUGCCUACAAUUGGGCAGGAUCGAGUACCUAGCAUUUUCAUUUUUGCUUGGGGGUCAAAAAGUCACCUUCCAACAGGUUCCAUUCCACAUAAACUACAGUGAUUGAUCCUAAGUACUUUGGGUUGGGGCAAGCUAAUUCAGCAGGACAGGGAUGCCCAGGGUUUCAGUCACUGGUCUCUAUCUGUCCCUGAGUUCUUGAGCCAAGGCACUUUACAUUAAGUAUUUAAGGAGCAGCAAGGACAAAGAUGUCUCCAACACACAUCGUGGAGUGGGCUGACUUUGGCCAAAGGCACCACUAAAGGGCACAGCCAGCCCUAACUAGGGCUUGUAGAAGAGACACAGUGGAGCUGGAGAGAUGGCUCAGUGGUUAAGAGCUCCUCUUCCAGAGGUCCUGAGUUCAGUUCCCAGCAACCACAUAGUGGCUCACAACCAUCUACAUUGGUUUCUAAUGCCCUUUUCUGGCAUGCGGCAUAUGAACAGACAGAACACGCAUACAUAAACAAAUAAAAGAUCCUAGGCUUGCCUCAUAGGGCAGUGUGUUCCAGGUGCUGGAAAUGGAGCAGGAAAGGAUACUUAGGCAGGUGCAGUGGCUGGUCUCUGAGCUUUGUCUUUGGGUGUUUGUGGAACUGGACAGAAGUAUGCUUAGUCCAAGGCUGAGCCCUUCACAGAGCAGCUGCCUCCUUUCAGUGGCUCAGUCCUCACAGAAUGGGCUGAAUGAAGGUUGUAGUUUAGACCCCACUGCUCUGCCCAGAGUCUGAUGAUGGCUCUGUGGAUCCAGCUCCAUUUAGCCUUUCUCCAGCUCAGCAACAACCAGCUCUUGAUCCAGAAGACCAGUUUCCAGGAAUUAGCAAUUGGUAGGUAGAGGGCUCAAGGUUUUAAGUGUUCGGAUUUGGGUCCUGAGAUAAACCUGA